Messenger RNA from Eleginops maclovinus (Patagonian blennie), 4530 nucleotides. Its product is annotated as 3',5'-cyclic-AMP phosphodiesterase 4B-like. Gene Ontology annotation, biological process: signal transduction. Gene Ontology annotation, cellular component: nucleus; cytosol; perinuclear region of cytoplasm. Lineage: Eukaryota; Metazoa; Chordata; Actinopteri; Perciformes; Eleginopidae. The transcript is spliced from 18 exons. Bases 298 to 2559 code for a protein of 753 amino acids. The record is from RefSeq and is a predicted model, not a curated record. Gene Ontology annotation, molecular function: 3',5'-cyclic-AMP phosphodiesterase activity; transmembrane transporter binding.
GGAGUAGGGAAGGGGAACAAGCGCGAAUGGCACAAAUGGAACAUGAUAAAAAGGGGCGCGUGCUUCAGAGAACCAGCAGACAACGGUGGACCAGCACGACCGCAUCAGUGCGUGGGACAGCGAACACACCUCCGGCCGACAGUCUGCUGACGUGAGUUCCCAGCAGUCUUUUCACCACUGGCUCAAGAAGAAGAAGAGCUUCAGCUGCGUACUGCUGAGGCUGCCCAGACCAGGAGGAGCAGGAAAGAGCUGCUUUUUACCAGGAGAGGAUCAAAGAGUGGCUGAACAUCCCUCAGCAUGAAGAAAAGCAGGAGUGCACAGGGGGUUACACCAGGCGACGAGAAUAAGGAGCCCCCUGUGGGACACAUUUUGGCAGGCAGCACACUCGGGGUGGAAGUGUACAAAGUCCAAAGGCGCUUUUCUGGCAACCUGCAGCUGCCUCCGUUGUCAUGGCGACAGGCGGAAAUGGAGCGGGACAGGGGCAGGUCCCCGACACCUGAAGAUGAUCCAUUGACCCGCAGCAGACCCACAAGCCUGCCCAUCUACUCGCUGCCCCGCAUCGACAUCACAAAGGCUGACCCCGACAGUUUUGAAGCUGAGAAUGGCCCGUCGUUGUGCUGCAGUCCCUCAGACCCGCAGGCGUCCCCGGGCUCCGGUCUGGUUCUCCACCCCAAUCAGGCGUGCCAUGGCCAGCGGCGGGAGUCCUUCUUGUACCGCUCCGACAGCGACUACGACCUAUCGCCCAAGUCCUUGUCUCGAAACUCCUCCAUUGUUGGAGAACUGCACGGAGAAGACCUGAUUGUGACUCCAUUUGCUCAGGUUUUGGCAAGCCUCCGGACUGUCAGGAACAACUUCACCACCUUGACAAAUGUACAAUGUGUAUCCAAUAAGAGGUCUCCUGCAGUGAAUCAGCCUUCUUUUGCCAAAGUCUGUUUGUCAGAUGAGUCCUACCAGAAGCUGGCUAUGGAGACCAUGGAGGAGCUGGACUGGUGUCUGGACCAGCUGGAGACCAUCCAGACCUACCGCUCUGUCAGCGACAUGGCCUCCAACAAGUUCAAGAGGAUGCUGAACCGGGAGCUAAGCCACCUGUCUGAGAUGAGUCGCUCGGGCAACCAAGUGUCCGAAUACAUCUCCAACACCUUCCUAGACAAGCAGAAUGAGUUGGAGCUUCCAUGUCCGGUUCCCAAGUCGAGGGAAAGGAAGAGGAGGCAGAGCCACCAGCAGCAGCAGCAGCAGCAGCAGCAGCAGCAGCAGCAACAGCAGCAGUGUGGGAUGAUGACCCAGAUCAGUGGGGUGAGGAAGGUCAGCCACACGCCAAGCUGCUCCGGAGGCACUGGGAACCGCUUCGGGGUCAAGACGGACCAGGAGGAACUGCUGUCCAAGGAUCUGGAGGACAUCAACAAAUGGGGCCUGAACAUCUUCAAAGUGGCCGAGCACUCCCACAACCGGCCGCUCACAUGCAUCAUGUACACCAUCUUCCAGGAGCGAGACCUGAUGAGGACGUUCAAGAUUCCGACGGACACCUUUGUGACGUUCAUGCUGACCUUGGAGGGCCACUAUCACUCGGACGUGGCCUACCACAACAGCCUGCACGCCGCUGACGUAGCCCAGUCCACACACAUCCUCCUGUCCACCCCCGCACUGGAUGCGGUCUUCACAGAUCUGGAGAUCUUGGCAGCCAUUUUCGCUGCAGCCAUUCACGACGUGGACCACCCAGGAGUGACCAACCAGUUCCUCAUCAACACCAACUCCGAGCUGGCUCUGAUGUACAACGACGAGUCGGUGCUGGAGAACCACCACCUCGCUGUGGGCUUCAAACUGCUGCAGGAGGAAAACUGUGAUAUCUUCCAAAACCUCACCAAGAAGCAGAAGCAGUCUCUCCGGAGGAUGGUCAUAGACAUGGUAUUAGCAACUGACAUGUCCAAACACAUGAGCCUGCUAGCUAAUCUGAAGACGAUGGUGGAGACCAAGAAGGUGACCAGCUCUGGAGUCCUGCUGUUGGACAACUACACCGACAGAAUGCAGGUUUUGCGUAACAUGGUGCACUGUGCCGACCUGAGCAACCCCACCAAGCCUCUGGAGCUGUACCGGCAGUGGACAAACAGGAUCAUGGAUGAGUUCUUCCACCAGGGAGACCGAGAGAGGGAGAGGGGGAUGGAGAUCAGUGCCACGUGCGACAAACACACAGCUUCUGUUGAGAGAACACAGGUUGGCUUCAUCGAUUACAUUGUCCACCCUCUGUGGGAGACGUGGGCCGACCUGGUCCACCCCGACGCUCAGGACAUCCUGGACACGCUGGAGGACAACAGGAACUGGUAUCAGAGCAUGAUCCCCCAGAGCCCCUCCCCUCCCUUCUACACCAGCGACGGGGAAGGCGGACCACAAGGGGAGCUGGAGGGGGCACCUGGGGCGAAUAAAUUUCAGUUUGAGCUGACGCUGGACGACCAGGAUGGACAGAGUGAAGAGAGCCCCAUGAUGGAGAUGUCAGACGGUGUCAUACUCCAAGACCACGAUCAAGGCGGGGUUGAAACUUGUGACGAUUCCCCAGCGGAGACAUAGCCUGAACUGAUGGUGUUUGCGGAGUGCAGCAAGUUUUGGCUGAAAAAAUAAUUUAAUUGCAGUAGAGCAAUCCUGCAAUCUGGCUCAUCGGAGCUUCCUGGCACAGAGGGCCUGACUGAAUGUGGGGCACCCCUGCAAACAAGGCUUGGAAACCCUGUGGCAGUUUGUUUUUGAGCCCCCUGAAGAGGGAGCUUGAAGAAGUCCUGAUUCUUUAAGGGAGGGACUUACUGUCAAAGAGGAGGGGCUGAAUCGAAGAAGAUGAAGUGGACAAUAUGUAUCUGUGUACUGGGACUAGUCAAAAUUACAAACUUGCACUUCAGGACGUUUUUUAUGUUCAUUUCGAUUCUUUGUGUCGGGAUUGGAUGCGACCCGGUGAAAGCGUCCAACCAAAAGCUACUGAAGAGCAAGUUCUUUGGACCCAAGUAGUUUUAUUUUUUUUCUAACACUUUUUAAGUUUUGUGCCUUUUUUUUACACAACCGUGUCCUUUUUUAUAAUUUAUUGAACACAUUCAUAUAGCUGUACAAUGUGUCCACUUUUUGUACAAGAAGGACACAUUUGUCUCUCAGUCUUCCUAACGUUCUGGCAAUAGUAUACGCUUCACUAUAGUGGAUGCAUUUCUAAAAAUCACACGACUUCCCAGCACAAUCUGCACUUUGUGGCGUAAGACCAACAGAGCAUCAGUAUUUUACAAUAUACUAAACACGUGAAACCAAAAUCAUUUGAUUUAUUCAGUCAUUUCACAAGGAAUUUAAUACAUUUCAAAACGUAUUCCUUGAGAGUGGAAAUACAUUUUGUAUCUAUGAGUCCAAAAAUAUGUAAAGAAUAACUUCCAAAGAUCCUGUAGAAAGCACUUUGAGGAUUUCACUGCUUAGAGAAAAGUCCUAAUCCUACUCCCUAUGUUACAAAGCUGGAUGAAGAGUUCAGGCAAAUCAAAGUGAAUUAUUUAGUGACAUUUCACCCAAAAUAUCGAAGAAAGGUAAACCAACUUGUAUGUGUUUAUCCGACAAACAGUUGACGUUAAAAUGAUUCAGGUCAUGUUCAAAUAUCGUACGAAAACUGGGUUUAAGUUAAAAAAUCUCCUGAAAUCGUGCUGAACUAUCCCCGAACAAAAGAUCUGUUUCCACCGUGUAACUUCCUCCGUUUCAUUAGCUCACAGUCUCAUAAUCAGGCUUCACACCGUGAACAGAUUUACACUUUGAAUGACUGUCAGACUGUGUGCACACUUUUAAAAAGGCACCUGUUAGUAAUACAAUAAUCCUCUCCUGUAGUUUUUUUUAUCCAGCACUUUGAAUAUGUCGACAUUUCCGGCAGCUGGUUGCCAAUAUGUCCAACACUACCUUAAAGGUACCACGAUGUAAGGUGCAACCUUCAGAAUAAAGGAUGGGGGGUGGAUAUCCCCUGUGUGUGUGUGUGUGUGUGUGUGUGUGUGUGUGUGUGUAAGCGGUCGCAGAGUUGUGCCGACACCUUCAGCUGUUUGUAACAGUGUAUUUAUUAUCUUUCUCCUUGUAUAUGAUAUUGAUUGUUAAUAUUACCUGAUAUUUGUUAUUAUUUAUAUGCACUACCGCACGUCAAGUCACACUUUGACUGAACUCGUCUGGUGGUUCCUGUUUUAUUGUAUUUAGCAUUUUUGCUAUAAGACCGUAACAUGAAGUUAUGCAGCUCAAUUCUGACGAUUUAAAAUGUGUUUUGAAGUUGCUGCCAGAGACGUUUUGUACAGCGUGACAAAGUCAUUGAAGUCAGGCUGUUUUUUGUUUUCGUUGGAGGGUUGUGAAGGACGGAUAUUUGCUGCAGUGUAUUGCGUACGGUGACGGGUCAUUGUACAGCUAUAGGAAUAUUUGCUGAAAUAUACAAGACAUUGUUUUGAAAUAUAUUUUUUCAGUGUUUUUCCUCACAAUAUAUUGUACUAUGUUGUAUGUUGUGCUCAACAAAUGUUUUCUAUCAGAUUAUUAAAAUGGGCAUGUAUUAUACAA